Aspergillus mulundensis is the source of this 1206-nucleotide messenger RNA. RefSeq names its product cytochrome P450. Gene Ontology annotation, molecular function: iron ion binding; oxidoreductase activity, acting on paired donors, with incorporation or reduction of molecular oxygen; monooxygenase activity. The record is from RefSeq and is a predicted model, not a curated record. The transcript has 2 exons. Bases 1 to 1206 code for a protein of 401 amino acids. NCBI's taxonomy places the organism in Eukaryota, Fungi, Ascomycota, Eurotiomycetes, Eurotiales, Aspergillaceae.
AUGCAGUCGAUGCAGGCGAGAUGGACCCUCGGACACUCACGCUAUAUUACCGACAACCACACCCGUCACAUUCAGCAUGUUGCCAUUCGUGUCGCCGCCAGCACCAUGAUGCCCCAGUACCAGGAUGAACUGGAGCGCAGCAUUGACCGUGUCUUGGGCAAUGACCACAAGACCUGGAAGGCCAUCAACCCAGCACAGGCAAUGGAUUCAAUCCUUUUGCAGUCCUCCUUGCGUUACAUUGUCGGAUCUCCUCUCUGCGCCAACGAAGCAUUCCUCCGGUGGUCGCGGAUCUUUAUCCGGAUCAUAUUUCCAACAAGCGAGAUCCUGCGUGUGGUCCCUAGUAUCAUGCGCCCGCUCAUCGGCCACGCCCUUUCAAUACCUUGUUGGAUGGUUCUCCGGAAGCUGGAGAGCAUCCUCGGCCCGACAUUUGACGAGCGUCUGCGUUUGCUCGCCUUGCAGUCAGAGGAAUCAUUCACGGGCCUGCCCCAGGACUUCCUGCAGCAGCUUAUGCGAUCGCUCUACGAGCGCAACAGCCCCGAUCUCAACAUCCACUUCGUCACCAUCCAAGUCCUCCUCUUCUCAGUCGCCGCCACAUUCAGCACCUCUCUCCUCGCAUCACACGUCUUUUAUGACAUCCUCGCGUCUGAUCCCGAGUACAACACGGUCGCCGAGAUCAAAGCCGAACUCAAAGCAGUCUUCCGGGACCGAGGUCCAACCAGAAAGCAACGCUGGACUCGACUAGAAGCCGAAAAACUACGCAAGCUCGACAGCAUCCUGCGCGAGUGCCUCCGAAUCAACAACCUCUCCGGCCAAAGCAUGCCACGGAAAGUGAUGACGAGCGGACUGCGAACACCCGACGGCUACGAGAUCCCCAAAGGUGCGACCGUCUCGCUGCUCGCACGAGGCCCACAGAUGGACGCCGACAUCUACCCAGACCCGCACAAGUUUGUUCCCUUCCGGCACCUGCAGUUGAAGAAGCGGCUUGUUGACACGGGCCCUGAGUUUCUGCCCUUUGGGCACCAGUCUGGCUCAUGCCCAGGCCGUUUUCUGCUGGCUGUUGAGCUGAAGAUGCUGGUUGCGUAUCUUGUUCGGCACUAUGAGCUAGAAUUGCCGGGAGGGAAGCGGCCAGAGGGGACUCGGUUUGGUGAGUUUCUGUUGCCGCCGCUGAAGGGGGCUAUCAGAGUCAGAAGAAAGGAGGCUCUAUGA